Messenger RNA from Plodia interpunctella (Indianmeal moth), 951 nucleotides. RefSeq names its product Dolichyl-phosphate mannosyltransferase subunit 1 (gene Dpm1). Gene Ontology annotation, biological process: protein O-linked glycosylation via mannose; dolichol-linked oligosaccharide biosynthetic process; GPI anchor biosynthetic process. Gene Ontology annotation, cellular component: endoplasmic reticulum membrane. The transcript has 5 exons. The record is from RefSeq and is a predicted model, not a curated record. Gene Ontology annotation, molecular function: dolichyl-phosphate beta-D-mannosyltransferase activity. NCBI's taxonomy places the organism in Eukaryota, Metazoa, Arthropoda, Insecta, Lepidoptera, Pyralidae. The coding region runs from base 90 to 839 and encodes 249 amino acids.
UGCAGUUGCAGCACUUGCAUGCAGCUAGCGCCUGUUUUUUGACUUUGACAGCUUAAUACUUGAUAUAAUAACAUUUGGCGACUGACACCAUGGCUACCACAAUUUCAGACUCCGAAAUAACCAAAAGUGAUAAAUAUUCAAUACUUUUGCCCACUUACAAUGAGAAGGAGAACUUACCGAUCAUUAUAUGGCUUAUCGUUAAAUACUUGGACAAUUGUGUUUAUGAUUACGAAAUUAUUAUAAUCGACGAUGGGAGUCCAGAUGGAACCCUGGAUGUUGCAAAGCAGCUGCAAAAGCUGUACGGGUCUUCUAAAAUUGUGCUACGGCCGAGAGAAAAAAAACUUGGUUUAGGGACCGCAUACAUUCACGGCAUAAAGCAUGCAACCGGCAACUUUAUUAUCAUAAUGGACGCCGAUUUAAGUCACCACCCAAAAUUCAUUCCCAAAUUCAUAGAACUGCAAAGGAAACAUGACUAUGACUUGGUGUCGGGGACCCGGUACCAAGACGGAGGCGGUGUUCACGGCUGGGACUUCAAGAGGAAGCUGAUAUCCCGUGGUGCCAACUUCGUCACACAAAUGCUUUUGAGGCCAGGGGUAUCGGAUCUCACUGGCUCUUUUAGGUUGUACAAAAAGGAUGUACUUCAGAAAUUGAUCGAUAGCUGUGUGUCCAAAGGCUACGUGUUUCAAAUGGAAAUGAUUAUUAGGGCCCGGCAACUAGAGUACACCAUUGGAGAAGUGCCAAUAACAUUUGUGGACCGAGUCUACGGGGAGUCCAAGUUGGGAGGCUCCGAGAUCGUACAGUUUGCAAAAGCCCUCCUCUACCUGUUUGCGACUACAUGAAGCUUUAAAACAUCUUAGUGUUGUUAAUACAUAUAAGUACAUUCCUAAAUUUUUAAUAAAUUUUAUACAAUCCAAUACAUAAAUAAAAUAAAAUAAAAUAUAAUUAAGAAAA